GAAUGGCAAACAUAUCGAUAACCACUAGCACGGCACAGGUGUUUCCAGUCAGCUGUGGAUGUGGACAAUUUACAAUUUUGUUGUUUUGUGUUGUUCUUGUUCCGGAACUUCAAUCUAAUUAAAUUAGAUAAUGUAGCGCAGCUGAUCAAUAAUCGGCAAACAUGAAAGAAGUGGGCAUCGCUCUUCCCAAGUCGCGAGGCGUGGGCGUCGGAGUACUGGCAGCCCUUCUACUGUGCUUCAUUUUCUACUACUUCUACGGCGGUUACAUGACGUUGGCGCUAUUCACUGGAAUACUCCUCUUGAUAUUCUACAACGCCCAGGAUCUGCUACUUUAUCAUCCCGACCUGCCCGCUAACUCGCGAAUUUACAUACCCAUUCCGACGAUGCACAACCUGCCCCACAUCACGGUCAGCAUAAAAACGCCCGACGAUGUGACGCUGCAUGCUUUCUGGAUUAGCCAGCCGGAGGAGCGCUGCAAGUCGGUGCCCACGCUGCUCUAUUUCCACGGCAACGCUGGCAACAUGGGCCAUCGAAUGCAAAACGUCUGGGGCAUCUACCAUCACUUGCACUGCAACAUUCUGUUGGUGGAGUACCGCGGCUAUGGCCUGUCCACCGGUGUGCCGACUGAACGGGGACUAGUCACCGACGCCAGAGCUGCCAUCGAUUACCUGCACACGCGCCACGAUCUGGACCACUCGCAGCUGAUCCUGUUCGGGCGCUCGCUUGGUGGCGCAGUGGUUGUGGACGUGGCAGCAGACACUGUCUACGGCCAGAAACUGAUGUGCGCGAUUGUGGAGAACACAUUUAGCAGUAUACGGGAAAUGGCUGUGGAGCUCGUGCAUCCCGCUGUAAAAUAUAUACCAAAUAUAUUGUUUAAGAACAAGUAUCACUCCAUAAGCAAGAUUGGCUCGUGCUCGGUUCCAUUUCUGUUUAUAUCGGGCCUUGCGGACACCCUGGUGCCACCGCGUAUGAUGCGUGCCUUGUAUACUCAAUGCGGUAGCGACUUGAAGCGCCUGCUGGAGUUUCCGGGCGGUUCGCACAACGACACCUGGAUAGUAGAAGGGUACUACCAGGCUGUGGGCGGCUUUCUGGCCGAGCUGCAGCAGCAGCCAACUCCACUGCAGAAGGCGCCUGAAAAGAGCAAUGUGUGGGUGGAGCUGGAGCAUAAAAUCAUUGAUGUGUAGCUCCCGAAUAGCCCGAAUGCAUCAAGUGUUCUUCUAUCGACUGUGGUUAAAUACUUACAUAUAUACAACCAAUUAAUGACAGGGUUUUAGUCCGGACACACAGCUUAUGUCUUGUUGCGGCUUUGUGCAGGGAUUAACAACGUGCUAGCGAUGCUGGCUGUUCAUUUUUAGUAACUACGAAUAUGUGCUAAAGCAGUUGAACAAUUGCAACAGAAACAGUAUCCAAACUAUCAUCUGCGCUGUUUAAUUAUCUCUAAUUUUUAAUAUGUAUAGGUGUUUAUACAUAAUUGACAAAUAAUCAGUAUUUUACAAGGGGAAAAAACACUAUUUCUUUGCCGGAAAGUCGGUCCAUUAAGGCUUUCAUCACUAGCACGUUUACAAAGUUUGUGAGCCGGUUCCAUUUUUGAAAUGUUACACUAUUUAAUUGUUAAGGAUGUAACGAUAACAUAAGAUUAGGCUAGCAGGCUAAACAAACUGAUAAACAAUAAAGUUUAAACAAUCGCUAGAAUCCAA
Messenger RNA from Drosophila kikkawai, 1697 nucleotides. RefSeq names its product abhydrolase domain containing 13-like protein Bem46 (gene Bem46). Gene Ontology annotation, molecular function: palmitoyl-(protein) hydrolase activity. NCBI's taxonomy places the organism in Eukaryota, Metazoa, Arthropoda, Insecta, Diptera, Drosophilidae. Gene Ontology annotation, cellular component: membrane. The record is from RefSeq and is a predicted model, not a curated record.